CUUCACGCAGCGCGCAAGGUUUCAUACACAAACACCGUGGUUCGUCCGCUGCAAUUUACCACACGCCAUGACGAAAAAUUCACAGUGGAGUAGGAGUAUUGUGGCUGUGACAGGUCGAUCGUCGAAUAGCGAGAUUACCUAAUAAUACGAUCAAUAAGGCAAAAAAUUCUGAAGCUCACAAUUUCAAGUGAAUCGGGUAUUGCACGCGAUUAUUUUUCACCCGGGUCAUAGUGCGACGGCGAUCCCCGGAGUUUUCCUAUCCGGAGUGCGGGACGACGAACGAGGUAACAAACACGAUCAACGGACACGGCCAACAAGAACGAGCAAUCGUUAAGAUAAAAUUUUUACCGAGAAUGGAGAUCGACGACUGUUCAGCUGGUGGAGAUUCAGCAGUGGAAGAAGAAGAGGAUGAAGAAUCGUUGCAUGGAUCUGGGAGCAAUAGUAGCAGUAGUAGUACUAGUGGAACAACCACAAAUUCUGAUAGCGGCGAAGAAUCUGCGGAAGAUCAUGGCAGCAGUAGGUCCGAAAGUCAAAGUUCGGGAGAAGAAGAUGAUCUCGACAAUGAUAAUUCCCAGCACAGAGUAAAUCACGAAAACACAAACACAGUGAGAUGGGAAACUUGCGUGACUGCUGGUCGUCGGGUGAAAUUACCGCAAGAUUUGUGUGAGCAUCCAGAAAUAUUUCAUGAACUCUUGGACUAUCCAAAAAUCUGGGAAGAAUGUUUGAGCGAAGAGCAGCGUGAGUCGCUGCUUCAGUUUCUGCCCAAAUUGCCGGACGAUUGCAACGUUCAAGCGGAAAUGAAUGAGACACUGAGGAUGCUUUUCCAAAGAGAAAACCAAAGGUUUGGCGUAGCAGCCCUGGACUCGUUCCGAAAUCAUCUGUCAGCCGGUCAUUUUCGUCCGGAUAUCAGACGCAUGAGAAGUUUAUUACGCAAAGCACAACAGAGGAGAUUACUGUUUGAAGAACGUAAACGUUCCUACGAGCUUGCUGGACAAUUGUUGAAGUCCCGAGAGAGUUUAUUGCUCAAUGCUUACAAACAGGGCUUUAGUAAUCCAACUCAGAGACCAUCGUCGAAGCUUCACUGGCGUAAACCAAAACCAGCAAUGGUGGAGGAAAAAACGAACAUUCGUUACAUGGAAGAAUUAAACGCUCUAAGGUUAGAGGUUGGUGCGAACGCACGGCUGUCAGCAGACACGACAUCCGAGAACGAAGAGAAUUAUCCUCACCUUCAGUCGACCGGUGGUAAGCAAAAGAAGAAGAAACGUAAUGCGAUUGCGUUACAAACAACGCCAAUGCGAGGAAUGCCAUUGAGCCAAGAGGACGAAGCGAUAAGACCAGUUUUUUCGACGUUACAACGCGCGGAGUACACUCCAAAUCCGUUAUUUCUUAUUCCCGAACAGACGGAAGAAACUUAUAGGGCGAUGCUGCAGGCACAUAAAAAACGACGAGCUCGACGUGACGUGCAUCCGGAGCUCAAUACGCAAGGAAUUGCAUUGGCUGAUUUAACGCUACGGGCUCAGAUCGGUCAGAAGCACAAAUUAACCACUAUGAAUCACGUGCGCGUAACACCAGCCAAAAAGAAGAUAAAGGUCGAGCCUACCUCGCUUUGUCCUCCGCUCCUACCAAAAACUAUUCCACCGAGUCCGGUCAAACCAGAGAGUGAUAACAGUGAUUAUUCUCAUACAACCGAUGAAACGAAGCUCUUAAUGACACCGGAAAUGGAGCAGCGUUUCGCGGCUCUCACACCGAUAAAAACUGAACCCAUUGACGGCUACGACAUUCAUCAAUCUCCGAAAAACAAAACAAGUCCUAUUGCGCCAAAAGCCAAUCGUACUCUUCCGAUAUCCGCACCGAUACCAAUAACUGAAAUAAAAAAAGAAAUCGACGAAAUUGAUUACAACAUCGAUGUCAAAUCCGAGUUUAAUCAAACGAUCGAAGCGCCGCCAGCAGAUUCCGAGGACGAAGACGAUCGUGAGGAGAAAAAAGAACUCGAUUUGAACAAUAUCGAUAUGAUGCAAAUCCCUAUCCAAUUGGGCGAUGGAAUGGACAUUCUCAGCGAAGUCAAGUGCGAGGACGAAGCGAUUAUUGCGAUAAGAGAAAAGGAAGUUUCGAUCGAUGAUGCCGACGAUAUAAUGAUGAGCGGAGGCGGUGAAUUAAUGCAGGAGACUCACGCCUGUUUUUUCUCACUGUUGCGAGACGCUUUCAUUUCGAAAGGCGAAUACCGCAUGAGUAUGACGGAAAUGAAGGAUGCCGUCACUCUUUGGCAAGGAAAUCCAAUAUCACCGUUGAACGAUUGGUACGCUUUGUCGUCAUCGUGGCCGGCCCUCGUUCCCCGAGCUUUGAGUUUUCUCGCUGGCGAGCUUACGUGCGCUCAAGAGCACGAACAAUCACAGGACGGUGAUAGCGAGUUAGUUCCCUACCUAGAGAACAAAGGGCGAGGAGUUUAUGCUUGGAUCGGUGCUGGUCGGGACUCGGAUUCGAGAUUAUCGUUGCUCUGCACACGAUUUCUUCUUCACCGGGAUUCCCUCGUAACUCCACAAAUAGGAACGACCACUCCGACGUUCGCGACGACUGCCCCUGUUCCCGUUAAAUCUUACUCCGUCCAAUCGCAAUCCGGCAAUGGGAACAGCAACGGCAGUGGGACCAGCAGCUUAGCCGGUAGCGCGAGAAGCGGGAGUCCCGUUGUUGAGUCAAUUGUUCAGGAUGGAAAACUAAUUGAAACUAUGACGGAAUCCGAACCUCCGAGAGCUCUUUGGCCUACGGAAUGGAAAGUUCGACCAUCGACGGCUGAAGAACGCGAAGAAUUCAGACGACAGGAACGAAUGCGUUACGCGGCACCUCACAAAGCUUUCACGUAUCGGAUGCACGGUUACGCUUCUGUCGUUGGACCCGUGAAAGGAAUUUAUCAACAUAACGCUGGUUCUGGACUGGCUAAAGCGCGUGGUCAUUCGUUGCUGGUCGCUGAGCGCCCGAACUUCGUAACGAUUCUCGCUCUCGUGAGAGACGCAACAGCCCGACUUCCCAACGGCGAGGGUACUAGAUCUGAUAUUUGUCAAUUAUUGAAAGAUUCGCAGUAUAUACGGGAUCAAGGUUUGAUACAACCUGGUCAAGAGAAAAAUCCAGGUGAAAAAGGAACCGAGGGCGGAGGUCACGAGAAGGAGGGUUACCUCCAUUCGGUGGUUUCCGGUGCACUCGACCGGCUUCAUUACGAAGCGGAUCCGUGUGUUCGUUACUAUCCACGGCGCAAAGAAUGGCUGUAUCUUCAUCGAGCUCGCUCGGAAUCAGAGUUUGAAAUGUAUCAUCAACAACUCCAGGGUGUCGCGAAAAACAAAAAGAGUUCCGGAGGCUCGUCUAGAAAUAAAUCGGUGCAACCUUCACCCAAAACUAUUAAUGGUAACAAGGAUCAAUCACCGAAUCCUUCGAGAGAAACGACCCCAAAAAAAGAAAGAAAGUCAAUGGUUUCGAACCAGCAGAUCAUAAACAGGAAAGACACACGAAAACCGGCAGUAGAAGAAAGAUUGGUUGUCGAUCAAUCGAUCUCAACGGAAUCACUAAAUUCAAUAACAACGGCAUCAACAGUUGUAUCGCAAACUGCGACUCCUGGUUCGAUAUGUGGAACAACUGCAGCGACGAUUUCAACGGGUUCACCGAUGGCCGUGACCGCUUCGCUGGCUCUACCGAUAAUCGACCAAUUGCGCGAGCCUGUUGCGGUUACGGUGGAAACGAACCAACCACAAAUAUCGGUUCCGCCAACGUCUUCGGGUCCCUCGCACCAUCAGUUGCGUGAGCAACAACAGCAAUUGCGAGAACAACAACAGUUACGAGAGCAACAACAAUUGCGCGAACAGCAGCAGUUACGAGAACAGCAACAUUUACGAGAACAGCAGCAGUUGCGCGAGGCACAACAAUUGAGAGAACAGCAACAGUUGCGAGAACAACAGCAAUUGAGGGAGCAACAGCAACUUCGAGAACAGCAACAGCUGAGAGAGCAACAAGAGUUGCGAGAACAACAGCAGCAACAGCUUCGAGAACAACAGCAACUGCGGGAACAGCAACAAUUACGCGAAGCCCAGCAAUUGCGAGAUCAACAGUUACAACAGCAGCAGCAGCAGCAGCAGCAGCAACAGUUGAGAGAAGCCCAACAGUUACAGCAACAACAAAUAAAGAAAAUUACCGCUUCUCACAUCAGUGGCAAACCCGUGGCCGUUGUCAAAACAAAUGCUACACAAAGCUUGCUACAAUCGAAUCAACAACACUUUCCUCAUCAUCAGAUUCAAGUCUCAACAUCCGCAGGUUUACAGACGAUACGUUUGUCCGGUCACUCGGUUCUCCACUCGGCCCAACAAGUUGCAGCGACAACGGCGACCAGCGUUGGUACUACGCAAGCGAACAUGACUACGAUUUUUUCAACAGCAAAAAUAGCGAAUCAACAACAACAAACCGUCGUCACUAAUCAACCGGGCAAAAGUAUAUUACAAAAUGCGAAUCUCAAGCAACAUCAGCAGCACGUUUUACCGGGAAAAACUCUGUUAGCUUCGCAAAUAAAACUUGUCAGCUCGGGACAGAUCAAAUCGUUGCUCACGGGCCAUGGACUGCAAGGGCAAACGAUAUUCAUCAAACAAUCGUCUCCUUCCACUGGUCAGACUCAACAGGUCCAACAGCAACAGCUCAAACAGCAACCGCAACAGCAACAACACGUUCAGCAACGGAUAGUAACGACGCAGCAAACGCAGCCUCAACAACAACAACAACAACAACAACAACAACAGCAACAGCUUCAGUCUCCAGGAAUGCAAAGAAUAAUAGCCCAAAUCGGUGGCAAACCGAUCGCAGUUCAAAUCCAACAAUCUCCGCAUCAGCAACAACAGCAGCAGCAAAAGAUUCUCGCGAAGGUCUUGACCAGUGCGAGUGGUGGUCAACUAAUCUCGGUCGAGAGUCUUUUGGCUCAGAAGGGCUUGAAACUCGCGACUACAACAUCUCACGCCAAUCAACUCAAUCGGCAGGGCAAACAAGUUAUACAAACGCAAUAUCAGGUUGUAUCGCAGGCUUCAACGCAAUCGGGUCAGCCGAAAUUGAUCGUGACAUCGCAUCAGCAACAAACUCCGGGUGCACAGACAGUGAGAAUGGUGACGGCCCAAUUGGCCGGUAAGCCAAUUGUUUUAGCGAGUGGUAACAAAGGUGUGGGUGUGGGAUUGAGUCAGACCGGGGUUGUUCUCGGGAAGCAGCAAUCGUCGCAGCAGCAGAGUAAUCAGCAGCCUAUAAUAUUGCCGAGUCAAUUGUUGAACAUAAAGACGUUGCAUGGCUUGAAAGUGAUACCAACACCAGCGGGUUUGAAGACAACAGGAGCGGCAGUUUACGCAAGAGUGAUUGCGCCGACGACGAUAGCCUCGACGCAGGCGAGUGUAGUGCAGCAGCAACAGCAGCAGCAGCAGCAGCAGCAAAAUACGACUCUACAGACUCAAGCAUCGCGGAACAGUCAAUACGAGAAUCAAUGAUAAAAACUAGGACAAUUGUUUUUAUUUUAUUCCGCAAUGUUAAUUCACGUUACGUGAGAUUAAUUUUCGUUCGCGAGUGCGAAUGCGAGACCGCGAGUGUACAGCCAAAUAACGACGUUUAUAGGCUUUUAAAGAAUAAAAGAAUAUUUAAUACGUGAAUACGUCGCAGGAAUUUGGAGUGAGGCUGUUGUGCUGCCAGGAACGUAAUAACACAAACGACGAUUGCGAUGAAUUGCGACUUAUUCAUUGAAUAAUAAAAAAAAAAAAAAAAAAAAAAAAAAA
Venturia canescens is the source of this 5777-nucleotide messenger RNA. RefSeq lists its product as uncharacterized. The record is from RefSeq and is a predicted model, not a curated record. Gene Ontology annotation, cellular component: Ino80 complex. Gene Ontology annotation, molecular function: protease binding. The transcript is spliced from 14 exons. The coding region runs from base 354 to 5495 and encodes 1713 amino acids. Lineage: Eukaryota; Metazoa; Arthropoda; Insecta; Hymenoptera; Ichneumonidae.